AUGAAGGCAAAAUCAUCAGCAUCGUCAUCAUCUUCUUCGUUUUCAUCUGUUGAUGUUGAAAAAAAGGUCGAUGAACUGAAAAAGUAUCCUCAUCAUUUAUCAGCUUCUUACAUUCGCAGCCUCGUCAAACAACUAACCUCCUCCGCAACAACAACAACUAAACAAGAUCCGUCUGAAGAAAACGGGUUUCUUUCCCGGCACCAAGAUCCGACCCGAAUCAUCAGCUCUACCAACUCCGACGAACAACCCGAAAACCCACCGCCUCAGAAAAGGAGGCCGAGAAGAAGAAGAAGAACCCAAACCAGCAAACCCUACCAAGAAAAGAUGCUCAACAUGGCCGAAGCCCGAAGAGAAAUCGUCACCGCCCUCAAACUCCACAGAAAAGCCCGUGAAAUUCAACCGGCCCGGCCCGAAUUUCACCCACCGGGCCAGCCUGAAUCGGGCUUUUACUCUUGGCCCGUUUCUUGUAGUGGUUUUGCACUCCCGGGCCGGGCUCUGGGCCUCAAUCUCAAUCUUCAAGAUUUCGACAAAACCGCCGUUUUUCAGUAUUCCGGCGCCAACCCUCCAUCAACUGAUCAUGAGCCGCCGUCCACUUUCGCCUCCGCCGCAACUCCGGCGGCGGCGGAGGUGGUGGGAUUCGUGCCUCCGGCGUUGGAUUUCGUGGAGUCUCCGUUCGAUGAAGUGAUGGAGUUUCCGGGGUGGAUGAGUGCAGACGAGAGUGUGAAUGAUUUCUUACCAGAUGCAUAUUUCCAAGAUCGUGCUUUGCCAUGCAUGAAGAUUGAAGAAAUUGGAGGCAUAGAUGAUGGAGAUUGGUUAGCCUAA
Erythranthe guttata (spotted monkey flower) is the source of this 822-nucleotide messenger RNA. Its product is annotated as protein AAL-toxin resistant 7. The record is from RefSeq and is a predicted model, not a curated record. Lineage: Eukaryota; Viridiplantae; Streptophyta; Magnoliopsida; Lamiales; Phrymaceae.